UAUCGAAAAAUGAAAACAAAAAAAGGUAAGCACCACGUGGCUCUUAAGUAUCUCAAAAUUUAGGUCUAUAUAAAGUGAGAGGUACAUGAAGGAGAGAGUAAAGAAGAAACACACAAACACACUUUGAAGCUUUAAUAAUUUCUGACAAGCAUCAAAAAGAGCUAAAAAGAAGAUGGGAACAGCUACUUUCAUAGAUAUUCUUCUUGCUAUCCUCUUGCCUCCACUUGGAGUCUUUCUCAGAUAUGGUUGCGGGGUAGAGUUUUGGAUAUGUUUGGUUUUGACGCUGCUUGGAUACAUCCCUGGGAUCAUAUACGCCCUUUAUGUGCUCACCAAAUGAUUUACCAUCUAUCAUCUCUUCUUGUAUCUUCAUCUCCUUGAACAGCUGUCUGGUCGUGUUCUACUCUUUGUGUGCGACUGAUUCAACGUUUAUUUCAUCAAAUGGUUUUUAUGUUUCGAGCAAUUUAAUUCAUCGUUGUUGUGUUUGCACUGUUAUAUAAUUUUCUGUUGAUAUAAAGAAGACAUCCUUUGUUA
Messenger RNA from Raphanus sativus (radish), 531 nucleotides. RefSeq names its product hydrophobic protein RCI2A. The transcript is spliced from 3 exons. Gene Ontology annotation, cellular component: membrane. NCBI's taxonomy places the organism in Eukaryota, Viridiplantae, Streptophyta, Magnoliopsida, Brassicales, Brassicaceae. The record is from RefSeq and is a predicted model, not a curated record. The coding region runs from base 173 to 337 and encodes 54 amino acids.